AUGAAGGUGGAUGAUGAAAAGCUCCGUCCACAGGAGACUCCACCCUCGUCAUCCCCCACUCGCCAGAAAGCUUCUACCUUCAGCCGAGUGUUUGCCUCUCCCCGCAAGCGUAAGGAGUUGGAGAUGAAGCAGCAACUUGCGUCUCAGCAGCAGAAGAGCCGAGAUGUCAAUGCUCCCGUCUGGCAACGCUACCGCUUGUCUCGACGCUAA
This is a messenger RNA of Aspergillus chevalieri, 210 nucleotides long. RefSeq lists its product as uncharacterized. The coding region runs from base 1 to 210 and encodes 69 amino acids. The transcript has a single exon. Lineage: Eukaryota; Fungi; Ascomycota; Eurotiomycetes; Eurotiales; Aspergillaceae. The record is from RefSeq and is a predicted model, not a curated record.